Messenger RNA from Anopheles marshallii, 1569 nucleotides. RefSeq lists its product as uncharacterized. NCBI's taxonomy places the organism in Eukaryota, Metazoa, Arthropoda, Insecta, Diptera, Culicidae. The record is from RefSeq and is a predicted model, not a curated record. The transcript is spliced from 6 exons. Gene Ontology annotation, molecular function: zinc ion binding. The coding region runs from base 1 to 1569 and encodes 522 amino acids. Gene Ontology annotation, cellular component: nucleus.
AUGCCGAAUUCCAAAUGUGCAGCAGCAUUCUGCAGCAACAAACGUGCAGAGGCAAAAAAACGGAAACUGGACAUCAUCUUCCAUGCCUUUCCAUCGGAAGAGGCGUUAAAAACCAAAUGGAUACAGUUUUGCAAGCGUGGUGCAAAUUGGAAUCCGUACAAAACCGAUGCGAUAUGCUCGGUCCAUUUCAAAAAGAAUGACUAUCAAAUGGCCAACUCUCCGCGGGUGUGGAGUAAAAAUCUUAGAAGACUUAACCUAAACGCAUUUCCCAGUGUUAUGGCUGGAUCGGUCAUUACCAUUUCGAAAAAGCAAAAGCUCGACGAGCAAACUCGUAAAAAGUUAUUGAGGGAACUCUAUCACAACACGACACUUGACGAGCAGUCCACGGACAGAGAUCACACGUACAGCGAAGGGACAAUCGAAGAAUUGAAAGACACAUCGCUAAUGUUGCAGAAGAUUGUUUACCGGUUGCAAAGGUUUCCCAACGUUUGUGCGUUAUGCUUCAAAGCUAUCGCUGACGAGAAAAUGUUCUCACCAUUCGCAUAUUACCACGACGAGCUGGAGUGUACGAUCGAGCAGAAGUUUGAAGAAUUUGCUGGAGUUUCAUUGACUCAAGAGGAUCGUGCGAAUCUGAGCCAUCUUCUGCCGGAUAAAGUAUGCGUGGAUUGCCUGGAAGCACUGAUCAUAUUUCACCAAUACCAACGACAAAUGGAAUGUAUGAGAAAGUUCAGCACAGGACUGGCCCAUCUGCUGAAGGGAAACAGAAACCCGUUACAAGAUCUAUAUGAAGAGCAGGGAACACAUUUGGCGAAUGUGCUGAAAAGUUUGAACAUAUGCCAUGGAUCGGAGGAUACGAUAACGCUUGAACGGUUGGAACAAGAGGUGGCAACAUAUGGACGAGUGAGAAAGUACACCGUAUUCAAUCAGGUUUAUUCUGUGGAUAAGUUUCAAACGGAUGCUAAUAUGCAGUCACAGGAAGACAUAACCCAAAGUCGGCCCAAUCUGCGACGUUCACCGAAACAAGAAAGUGACGAUAAUUUUAGAUCUAAGAAAUGGAUAUGUCCAUACGAAGACAUCUGUAGGGAAUGGUUCCUAGAUGAAGCUUCUCUACAGGAACACGUUCGAGAUGGCCACAAAUGUUUCAAGUGCCCUACCUGCGGAGCAAAGAUAAAAUUUUACGAUCUGUAUAAAAAGCACGUCAAUAGUCACGCUGUAGCAAGGGCUCUGUUGUUGUCGCAUAAUAACAAGAGACCCAAGCAGAAGCUGUGGAAUUGUGGAAAUUGUAGGAAAGUUUUCCGAAGCGAGGAGCACCUCAAAUGUCACGAAAAGAUUCAUAGUGACUCGAAGCACUUUGUGUGUCGAGUCUGUCUCGGUGUGUUUGUAAGUAAGAAUAGGUUCUAUAAUCAUAAGUGUAUUCCAUCGUCCACUGAUCUAACUUUCUCUUUCCAGGAUGAUUUUCAGUAUAAAUUAGAGGAAGAUUCCAAUUCUAGUGGAAGCGAAUUGAACACCACCUCGCCGAAUAACUCAUCGAGAAAUGUCGAACUGCUCAGUAUCGAAAUUCUUCAGUAA